Molecule: messenger RNA, 636 nt
Organism: Uloborus diversus
Lineage: Eukaryota; Metazoa; Arthropoda; Arachnida; Araneae; Uloboridae
Product: transmembrane protein 134-like
Exons: 7
Coding region: 82-624 (180 amino acids)
Source: RefSeq, a predicted model, not a curated record
AAGAGAUUAAUUAUGAUACCUAAAAUAUAAACUUUAGGGAUAAUUCCAACUUUGCUAUCAACGCAAUACACUUUUCCGAAUAUGCUGAGUCUUGGUAGCAAAUCGAACUUCACUAUCGACGACGCUUUUGAAACUGAGGAUGAUGAUGUUUUAAAGACUUAUGGGACCACAACAGAGCAUACGCCUUUGAAACCUUCAAGAAAUUCUCGAUCUGAAAGUACAAAUUGCGCAGUUCGGAUAGAUGACCCUAUAGCUGAUCGAAGCCGAUUUGGAAAAUUAAAACUAACUGGUGAUAGUUUUUCCAAAGAUAGUGAUUCUUUGAUUCAUGGAGAUUCAAUUCGUCCAGAAAAAUUUGAUGCUAAGUUAAUAUGGUGGAAGCAUCCCAAGGUACAAGAAAACUGGAAAGUGAUGUGUGCAGCUUUUGGCCUUCUUAUCAUUGGAAUAGGCUUGUUAAUUACAGGAAUUAUUGUUUUAAUUAUGCCAGAAAUGGGUGUGCAAAGUUUUGUGUUUUUUAUUGCUGGUGCAAUAUGUUUCAUACCUGGAGCUUAUCAUGUGAUUUAUGUAUACUGUGCAGUCAAAGGUCGUCGUGGCUAUAAUUUCUAUAAUCUACCACUUUUCAACUAAAGACCAUCAAAU